CAUCGAGCACGCACUCUCGAGACGACGCGGUUGAACCAUGGCAGGACUUCUACGAGCGGGCCGCGGGCGCGGUGCGCGCCGCGGCGCCAGCGCUUCACCUGCACGCUUUCUCACCAGAGGAGGUCCGCUACGGCGCGCGGCUGUCGGGACGCUCGGUGCCGGAGAUGCUGCGGGCCCUGAAGGCCGCCGGGGUGGGCUCGCUGCCGGGCACCUCCGCGGAGAUCCUUGACGACGGGCUGCGGGCGCGGCUCGGCGGCAACCGCUUGACCUCGGCACAGUGGCGCGAGGUGAUCGCAGCGGCGCACGCCGAAGGCCUGGCGACCACCUCGACGAUGAUGUACGGCCACAUUCGGACGCCCGAGCAGGUGGCCGCGCACCUGGCCCUGCUCCGGGAG
Molecule: messenger RNA, 395 nt
Organism: Prorocentrum cordatum
Lineage: Eukaryota; Dinophyceae; Prorocentrales; Prorocentraceae
Source: the annotation of a GenBank genome assembly